This is a messenger RNA of Durio zibethinus, 909 nucleotides long. The record is from RefSeq and is a predicted model, not a curated record. NCBI's taxonomy places the organism in Eukaryota, Viridiplantae, Streptophyta, Magnoliopsida, Malvales, Malvaceae.
ACUCGAACCUAAACUCUCAGUCCUCGCUUUCCUUAAAUUCGAAUCAUCUAUCUCUUUCUCAAAGACAGGAUUUCUCAUUUAAAAAAAAAAAAAAAAAGCACCCCCAUAUCCGGUUUGACCACAGGCACUGCCCGUUAUGGGUGGUAAAACUUGGUAAGUACAAGACCACCUCUGACUAUGAGGUCUUUUUUAACACGCUGGUGCUUGAUGUUUCUUUUGUGUCAGAACCUCAGACCUCAAAAAACCCAGGCACUUACUUGGAUUCUCUCUUACAAAUGGAAGCGUUGAGAGUUUUGUUUAUAUUUGCAAAAUGGGGAGGCAGUGGAAGUUGAGGUCUGGAAGUGACGCCUGAGAAGGGGGAGGUGUUUUUAUCGUUCGUCUGUUUUGUAGCGACAUGAAGAGAUAUUCAUUUCCAGGGACAAAACUUUGGAAGAAACCAUGUUGUGUUGUGAACACAACAAGACAACACCAAUGCAUACAAACAACAACAACAGCACAAAAACAUUCCACAAAUAUGGCUUCAUCUGUUUCCCACAACACUUUCUCAAUGAUUCCAUUUUUUGUUGCUUUCCUUGUUUUUGCUUCCUCUCUUGGCCCUGUUCUGUCUUUACCAUUGCUAUCAGAUUCCGAUCACCGGCAAAUGGCGAACCAUACUUUUAAGCCGGCUAAGGGGAUUCAGAAGCUAAGGAGAAUAAAUGCUUAUCUCAAGAGGAUCAAUAAGCCUGCUGUCAAAACAAUUCAGGCAUCUUCUUUCUCUAUCUUUCCUUUGAAAAUUUCUGCUAGUCUUUUCUAGGAGUGUUUAAAAGCAGUGCUUCUUUUGUUAGAUUGAUUAUUAUAUGGUCUUGGUCUCUUGCUGCAGAGUCCAGAUGAUGAUGUCAUAGAUUGUGUUCUAUCUCAUCUUCAACCUGC